AUGGAACCUAAUGGAAGGAUCGUGCUUCGUGGAGGAUGGGACACUGUUAGGGAACACUACGGCCUAAGGGAUGAGUGGCUGGUCCUGUUCCGUUAUCACAACAUUCAAAAUACCAUGUAUGCCAUGUUCUUCAACGGGCAUACAAUGGAAAUAAACUACUUGGCUCAUGACGGACCGGGAACAGACUGCACUUGUAUAAUGUAUCCGACGGCCCCCAGGACAAUGCACAUAGCCAACGGGUUCAGAUCGACCAAUCCAUUCUUUGUUGUGUCAAUCGUAUACCCCAUGACAUCCCGUCUUCUCGCAACUAUUUCUGGUGCUAUUGUUCUAGCCAAUUAUUUCAUUGCACUCACUCUAAAAAAUAUGUUUCGCUUCCAGCCAAAUGUCCCACCUUUGCCGGAAGUCUACGAGGAUAGCACAAUUUCGAUUACCAACGAGAGGGGCGCUUGGACCGUUCAGUAUAGGCACUAUGCCGGGAGGACGAACGGAUGUUUUGGAGUAGGCUGGUCUGUCCUAGCAACUGCAUGCCAACUAAGACACGGCCAUGUGUGUGUCUUCGAGCGGCUGGCGCCGCAAGACUACCGUCUGCAUAUAUAUUGA
Arachis ipaensis is the source of this 600-nucleotide messenger RNA. RefSeq lists its product as uncharacterized. The record is from RefSeq and is a predicted model, not a curated record. Lineage: Eukaryota; Viridiplantae; Streptophyta; Magnoliopsida; Fabales; Fabaceae.